This is a messenger RNA of Echinops telfairi (small Madagascar hedgehog), 2193 nucleotides long. It is a transcript of the gene TM9SF1, whose product is annotated as transmembrane 9 superfamily member 1. The transcript is spliced from 5 exons. Bases 134 to 1951 code for a protein of 605 amino acids. Gene Ontology annotation, biological process: protein localization to membrane. Gene Ontology annotation, cellular component: membrane. NCBI's taxonomy places the organism in Eukaryota, Metazoa, Chordata, Mammalia, Afrosoricida, Tenrecidae. The record is from RefSeq and is a predicted model, not a curated record.
GCAGAGGCCAGUGGGAGGAAGUGGAGUCAGCGGGUGGCAGCGCGAUGCACCUGACUUGGGUCAUGAGAAGUCGAUCCUGGUUUCCAUAACCGCUGCACUCCCCGUCGCCCCAACAGGUCUCACUGCUGUAAGGAUGCCCGUCUUAAGGCACCCUCGAGGUUGGAGCUGCCCAUUGUCAGUCCUGCUGCUGCUGCUGCUGCUGCUGGGCACAGGCCGUGGACCAGGGGUGGAAGGUGUGACUCACUACAAGGCUGGCGACCCCGUCAUUCUCUAUGUCAACAAAGUGGGACCCUACCACAACCCGCAGGAGACUUACCACUACUAUCAGCUUCCAGUCUGUUCCCCUGAGAAGAUUCGUCAUAAAAGCCUUAGCCUAGGUGAAGUGCUGGACGGGGAUCGCAUGGCGGAGUCUUUGUACAAGAUCCGAUUUCGAGAGAAUGUGGAGAAGCGGAUUCUGUGCCAUCUGCAGCUCAGUUCUGCACAGGUAGAACAGCUGCGCCAGGCCAUUGAGGAACUCUACUACUUUGAAUUUGUGGUUGACGACCUGCCAAUCCGUGGCUUUGUGGGCUACAUGGAGGAGAGUGGCUUCCUGCCACACAGCCACAAGAUAGGACUCUGGACCCAUUUGGACUUCCACCUGGAAUUCCACAGGGAUCGAAUUAUAUUUGCCAAUGUCUCCGUGCGGGAUGUCAAGCCCCACAGCUUGGACGGGUUACGGACCGAUGAGUCCCUCGGCCUCACCCACACUUACAGUGUGCACUGGUCUGAGACCUCCGUGGAGCAUCGGAGUGACAGGCGCCGUGGGGAUGAUUCGGGCUUCUUUCCUCGGACACUGGAGAUCCACUGGCUGUCCGUCAUCAACUCCAUGGUGCUGGUGUUUCUGCUGGUGGGCUUUGUGGCGGUCAUUCUCAUGCGGGUGCUUCGUAACGAUCUGGCUCGGUACAACCUGGAUGAAGAGAACAGCUCUGGAGAUGACUUUGACCAGGGUGACAAUGGCUGGAAGAUUAUCCAUACAGAUGUCUUCCGCUUCCCACCGUACCGUGGCCUGCUCUGUGCGGUGCUUGGCGUGGGUGCCCAGUUCCUGGCCCUUGGCACUGGUAUUAUUGUCAUGGCGCUCCUGGGCAUGUUCAACGUGCACCGACACGGGGCCAUUAACUCAGCAGCCAUCUUGUUGUACGCCCUGACCUGUUGCAUCUCCGGCUACGUGUCCAGUCACUUCUACCGGCAGAUCGGAGGCGAGCGUUGGGUGUGGAACAUCAUUCUCACCACUAGCCUCUUCUCUGUGCCCUUCUUCCUGACGUGGAGUGUGGUGAACUCGGUGCACUGGGCCAAUGGUUCAACGCAGGCGCUGCCGGCCACCACCAUCCUGCUGCUGCUGACGGUGUGGCUGCUGGUGGGCUUUCCCCUCACGGUCAUUGGCGGCAUCUUUGGGAAGAACAACGCCAGCCCCUUUGAUGCACCUUGUCGCACCAAGAACAUCGCCCGAGAGAUCCCACCCCAGCCCUGGUACAAGUCUACUCUCAUCCACAUGACCGUGGGGGGCUUCCUGCCUUUCAGCGCCAUCUCCGUGGAGCUGUACUACAUCUUCGCCACGGUCUGGGGCCGGGAGCAGUACACGCUGUACGGCAUCCUCUUCUUUGUCUUCGCCAUCCUGCUGAGCGUGGGCGCCUGCAUCUCCAUUGCGCUCACCUACUUCCAGCUGUCCGGGGAAGAUUACCGCUGGUGGUGGCGGUCCGUGCUGAGCGUGGGCUCCACCGGACUCUUCAUCUUCCUCUACUCCGUUUUCUACUACGCCCGUCGCUCCAACAUGUCGGGCGCGGUGCAGACAGUCGAGUUCUUCGGCUACUCCUUGCUCACCGGUUACGUCUUCUUCCUCAUGCUGGGCACCAUCUCGUUUUUUUCGUCCCUGAAGUUCAUCCGUUAUAUCUACGUGAACCUGAAGAUGGACUGAGUUCCGAGUGCUACACUACUGCUCUGCAGCCCUUUCUUCCAGACCCACUGGUCUCCCGCCAGCUGCCUCCACCGAGGGGCGGCAUUGUGUGAUGCCAUUGUCGCCUUUCCUCCUCCCUAGAGAGGGCCUGCAAAUAAGAAGUCUAUUAUUUGAGGAGAUACUUGGACUUUUAAGUUGCCAUUAGUUUCGGUCCCAAUUUUUCUUUUUACAUAUAUCGAAAUAAAAUUUAUUAAGAAAAAGGA